Molecule: messenger RNA, 7576 nt
Organism: Pocillopora meandrina
Lineage: Eukaryota; Metazoa; Cnidaria; Anthozoa; Scleractinia; Pocilloporidae
Source: the annotation of a GenBank genome assembly
AUGGCAUUAACCGCUGACCAGGUGCUAACAAAAAUCGGUAGCUUCGGCCGUUAUCAAUUGCGUCUGCUAAUCUUCGCCAGCAUCCUCGGGUGGUUCUGGUUCGCAUGGCCGCUGCUUCUGUCAACGUUCAUUGCCGCUGAGCCCGGGUGGCGUUGCGUUGCAAACAGCACUGAGUGUCAGAUAGGUGCAAUUGUGUACCCAGGGGACAACAACUACGAUCUGAGGUGUAACAUGUCAAGAGGAGCUUGGGAAUUUGUUGGCGAGUAUACUUCAGUUGUCACACAGGUACAGACAUUAGUGAGUGAAUAGGCUCUGAUUGGAAUUCAUACUAUUCGUUUGAUUUUAGGUUUGGUAUUACGACAUUCAGUUUAAAUGCACUUUGCAACCUUAAUCUGACUAGAAUUAGAAAAUUACUUAAAUCUAUUAAGUCUCCUUUUCCUUCACAGUUUGACCUGGUGUGUGACAAAGCGAUCUAUGGAACUGUGUCUUCCUCUUUGCUCUUCCUUGGCUCUUUGAUGGGUAACGCCAUAAUAAGUACUUUAUCGGACAAAUUCGGCAGGAGAAUCAUCAUAUUCACAUCUGGAUUUGUUGUUGCACUAUUCAGCUUGCUGUCAGCUUUCCCCAACUCCUAUUGGCUAUUCACUCUUUUUCGUUUCGUUGUUGGUUUUAGUUUAGGUAAGUGUGUGCUAUGAAAAAAUACGUAGGGAUUUCACAGAGCUGCUUAUGCGAUACACAUUUAUUUGAAAGUGAAUUCUCACUCGGUUGUUAGGGAGCACUAUCUUUCAUUGUACUGAUGACACUCUCGGCAACUGACUUUAUCUUAAGGUACUAUUGUCCAUGUAUGCAACGGUAGCUAGAGUUUGAUCUUCGAAAAUUGUUAAAUCUUGUUAUAAUUCUUUGUUUUUGUGUGUUUGAUGUCUGUGUAGAUCGAAUGUAUGUUCGGGCAAUACUAUAUCUCCGCUAUAAAUAUUAUUUACUUAAUUUAAUCCAGCCCUAUGUUAUAUUUUUAGCUACGUAUUUAUUCCAGGGUACUAGUACCCUCUAAUCAUUAUAAUCAUAGUCAAUUAUUAUUAUCGGUGCUUUUCUCUUUAUCAGGUGGUGGAGUGAGUAUCUUCAUCUUUAUCUCCGAAUUUGUGGGUGCUCGACACAGGGCCAUAAUGGGGACGUCUCUUUGGUAUUCUUGGACCCUUUCGUUGAUGGGCCUGGCAGGAAUUGCGUAUCUCAUAACAGAUUGGAGAUUACUGUGUAUUGUCACAGGGGCACCAGCAAUCCCUCUUGCCUUGGGCUUCUUGUAAGUGCCGACUUUUCAGGGUUCUUUAGAAGCUUACCAUAGAUGUCCCUCCUAAAGACUUGCAAACUAACCGACUAGACAACGACAAACCAUCCAAUUUAUAUUCAGUCAACGUUAACUUGAUAUUUCCAGCUGAAAAUCGUUAUGUGAUAUAUGCUUAGAUAUGGCUGAGUAAUUAUCUAUUUAGUUGCCUUGAAACGAUGCUUCCUCUUUUUGUCAGGAUUUUUCCGGAAUCUCUUCGGUGGCUGAUUGUGAAAGGAAAGACUGAAAAGGCUGUGGAUCUCUGCAAAAGCAUUGCCCACGUGAAUGGCAAACAGAUUUCGAAAGAGGAAAUCAAGUUUGAAGUAAAGCACGAAGAAAGAAUGGGAGACAUUCGGGAUUUGUUCGGUUCACGCGACAUGGCUAUGAAGACACUGAUAACGGGUUAUUGUUGGUAGGAAGAAGAAAUAUGUAAUCUUAAAUAAUUUUCAAUAUCAACAACUUUUUUUUUCACCACGGUGUAGGAAAAUCAUGUAGCCUCUCAAGAAAAUAAAUUUGAAGAAAUUUUUCCAAGACACAAAUGAGCUGUCUUGGUUGAUGAUGAAUCAAAGGCGGCCCAAACUCCAGCUGUGAGAUGAUCAUCUUGCGAAAUAAGAGUCAUGGCGAAAUUAUGAGAGUUUUGUAUAAGAAUAUUUACGACCGCUCCUAGGAAUAAAAAAUACAAUCAAAUUCUCAAUAAAAAUACCUCACCUUACUUCCACGGUGCAUCGCUUGCUAUCUGACCGCUUACUUUGUUGAUAAGAGCCCAUUUUAGCUAGUCAUCUAUUUCUAGGUUUACUAUAAGUACAUAAGAAUAGCCCAAGGCUGCGCACUCCAUUUCCGAAAGCCCGAUCCGAGAAGCGAGAAAUCCAAGCUCAAAAUGACCGGGCGGCCACAAAUCCAACGCAGUAUCCAAGCACGCGUACUUCAGUUUCAUUUCAAUUCACUAUAAACUCAAUCUUCCCUGUGAAACCGACGCUACGCCGCAGUUUGCUUCAAAAAUUUCCAGUUUAGACGUUGCUAACGGCCCGCGUACACAAUCACCUUGACACACGACCUCGCCGGGGACAACACCGUAACUUGGCAUCCGUGGUUCUAAAACAAUUUGUUCAUGUCAAAUGACGGUGGUGAGGUACAUUUAUUGAGAGUUUGAUUGUAUUUAUAUUCCUAAGAGCCGUCGUAAAUAUUCCCAUACAAACUCUUAUGACUUCGCCAUGACUCCUAUUUCGCAAGGUGAUCAUCUCACAGCUGGAGCUUGGGCCGCCUGUAGAUGAAUGUAUCAAUUUCAGACUUGCCUUAUUUUAGAUGAAGUGGUUCCUAUAUGGGAUAGUAUAAGAAGCGAUGUCUUGUCUUCUGGCAAAGUCUCUCUGACUGCCGAAGUCAGGAGUCAACGAUUCCUUCAAUCAUAACUAUCCUGCUGCUAAUGUCUAUAGAGAACGACAUUCGUCUCAUUUUAUACAAGAAACUGCUAGGAAGAAGGGCACAACUACUUCUCAGUGAAAUGUAGGUUUCCGUAAUUCAAGUGUUAAGCGAACCAAAGUGGCCUCUGACAGCCAUAAUUUCCGCGGCGGAAAGGAGAUUUGUUCCUUCUGAACUAGACAAUAUUCCAUCCCACGAACUUAUCCGUUUUCUUCGGAGUUUGCGCUACCUAUUUAAACUGCCAAGGGAGAAACGGCAUUGCAAGGGUGAAGUUUCUUGCCUUCUGGGUACAAAACAGUGGCCAUUUAGGUGACCUUCCUCUGUUUCAUUUUGUGUUGCUAGGUUUGUCAAUGCCAUGGUGUACUAUGGCGUAUACCUGAGCACACCCACCAUUGGUGGCAGCACGCACUUGAACUUCUUCUUGACCAGUGUUAUCGAGCUUCCAGCAAUCCCGGCAGGCAUUUGGAUUUAUAACAAGUCAGUAAAAAAUUGCACAAAAUCUCGUGAUUUGCCAUUUACGAAACAUGAACAAAAAAAAAUUCGUUUAAUUUUCUAUAAAUUUUCCAAUUGAUAGUAUUGUGCUAUAUUUACUCUUUCAUCUUAUCAGUCACCGUGCAAUCGAAUUGAUAAAUUUAUCACCUUUCACAAAUCCUCAAUAUAGACAAAACCUUUUCAGGAAAUCAAUCGUGGAAUUUCUUGUGUUCAAGAAAAGAUCACUGUUGUAAUAAUAAUAGUAGUAAUGAUAAUAAUAAUGAUAAUAAUAACAACCUCCCUUAUUAUACAUUAUUGCUGUUACUGUGUGUGUGUGUGUGGUGAUGCAUCGUACUCUUAUUUUAAUCUAAAAGAAUAGAUGAGGACAAAUUGUUCAGAUCAUGAAACAGUUAGGAGGCAGCUUGUAAUGAACGAAGAUACUUUACUUAAAGUAAGACAGAGAACCUCUUCUACUAGGUUUGGUCGUAAAAAGGGCGUCAUUGUUCCAAUGCUCCUCACUGCUGCCGGUGCUGCGGGCUCCCUUCUCUUGACAACAGACGACGAGUCCAAUAAGGGUUAGUAAUAAAUAGUUAAGAAAGGAAAAUAUUGCGCCAUUGGAGAAAAUAGUUAGCUGUUCAGACUACCACUGAUAUACAAAAAUGUCAAGAUUUUUUUUUUAUACAGGAGCGAAGACGUACUCCUUACUUGUUGUGUGGAAAAUCACCGUGGGAUUUCAUUAUUUAACCUCUCUUAGAAUCGCUUUGACAAGGGCAAUUUACUUAAUAUUAUUAAUGCAAGAUAUUUACAAUCAUUGCUUUUAUCAUUUUUGAAGGAUAUUUUGCCGGUAAAAUCAUUAUGUCGCUGAUCUGGUCGAAAUUUUGGAUAAUGAUAUCUUAUGAUGGUCUGUAUGUGUAUUCAGGAGAACUCUUUCCUACAACUGUCAGGUAAGAGUUUUUAGGUCUAAUUGCCAACACCAUAAAUUUUUUUUUUAUCAUAUUCGGCUAAAGGUUUUGAUAGAAUCAAUGCGAGAAGCUACUUGAACAGAAAAUUUGUCUGCAAUUACUCGAUGAGGGUCUCAAUGCAACAUUUACGGCUUAAGGUUAAAAUUAUGGCCAUUGUGAGGCUAACGUUUAAUUUCUUUUCGUUUCGAUUACCAGAAACAUUUUUACGGUUAACCUAUUUUACGAGUUACAGUUAAAAUUUCGAGCCUCUUUACACUUGAAUUUUGUCACCAUCCAGGUUAAGCGAAGCAAAGCUUCUCAGGGUGAGAGCUAAAGAGUUUUACCUUACUAGUUUAUCGAAGUUUUAGCGCUUAAUCUUUUCGAACUGCGGGAGUCACGGUGAUAGAGUGUCAGGGAGCCAAAACCAAGAUGAUCACAGCAGCCUAUCAGAACAAAGCACUAUUAACCAAUCAAUGCUUGAGAUAAACAAGCAGACUAUCCGAAGUGCGGAAAAGCGUGAACUGCCAAGUCACUAUUGAUUUCAGUUUUACAUCGGAUUGGUUAAGCGGGUGGUUCGAGUUUUCUGGAACAAUCAUAGGAUGCUGUGAAAUAAGUUCGGAAUGCUUGUUCUGUGUUAUAUCGACACUAUCAUUAUUGAUUCUUCACUUCAGAAACAUCGCCAUGGGAGUGUUUGAAGGUGCAGCUGGGAUUGGAUCAUUCUGUACUCCGUACAUCGUAUACUCGGUAAGCCGUUGUAUUUAUACGUGAGUGGUAAAGGCUUUUCUUUCCGUACCAAACGAACCUAUUAAAAAAAAUAAUCCGACGAUUACAGAAUCAGAAGUGCCACGGAUGAGUCGUAGUAAUGAGAUUUGAAAAGCUGACUGUUUGAUCAUGAGCCCUUCGUUGAAGCAAAGCGUAUUAACCUAUCGAAAACUAAAAUACUGACAUUAACUGCGAGAGCAGUAACAGUGGAAUAAGAUCCGACACUGUGCCAUUUAGAUCGCAGCACUAAUUCUCUUGAAAAAUAUAUAUUGUAAUAAGCAACAUUUUCUUACAUGGCUGACGAACAAAGAGAAGGGCCUGAGAAAGAGAAGAUUUAUACGUUCACGGAGCGCAACUGCACGUUGCACUUGCAAAAAUGAUUUCUUAUUCACGAUCGACCUUUAUAUGUUAGUGUGUAGGAUAGGCUUGGGCUUUAUAUAUUGAUCUCGAGACAAAUGAAUCUGGAUGAAAAGAUCAAGUUUCUUGUCUUUUUUAGGAACGUUUUCACCCAAUCUUACCUUACGGAAUCAUGGGAUUGAACGCUUUAGUGGCCGGGUUAUUCAGCAUAUUCCUGGACGAGACUCGGUACCAGCCCACAUUAGAAACCGUGGAGAAGUCAGAGAAGAAAAAAGUUAUCAUAUAUUACCUUUGAUACAGCUUUUUUUUAAAAACACACUUGUCUAUGAACAGGGGGCAGUGUGGAAUUGUAGUAAGAUUCCGUAAUUAGCGGUCAGACAGGAAAAAAAUGAAUGCGUAAUUUAGGAUGCCUCUAAAGUUUGCAGGACACGUGUUGCUUCAAGACGAGUCGCGGAGAGGUUUUCCAGGGGUCUGGCACCAAUGAUGAGGGAUAGACCCCUGGCAGGCAUCUCGCAGGCUCGCGUCGCUUAAGGCCUUAUACUUUCCUGCGGAUGAAGGAACACUUGUACUUAUGCGAUAAUUAUGCACACAACGGUAGCUACUCACAUUAAUGGAACAAAUCAACUGGUACAAACAAUAAUAGUGAAACAUUAAUGCAAUAAGCAAGCUGUACAAUGUACAGUUGUAUUAGUAUAAAUGGAUAAUUUCUUCUUUAAAGACCUCCACAUGUCAUCGCUUCGAUUUUUGUUGGCUCCUGAACUCUGAUCGGUGGAUUAGUCUACUUCCUUUUGUUUGUCAGGAUAUUCAAUCUAAUUGUGAAGGAAGAUGAUAAUUACCGAAGUUGACGUCGUUACAGGGACGAAUUUAAGUUUUCAAUUUUUUCUUAAUCUCUCCGGGAAAAGAAAUCAAAUUAACAAAUUAAAAUGAAAUAAAUGAAUGGAUAGAUGGAUAGAUGGAUAAAUGGAUAGACAAAGAAACUAACAGUCAUCGAUAAAUAAACAAAUACAUUAAUGAAUGAGUAAAAAAAAAGGAAUCUGCGUAAAGGUUUGGUUGUGUGAUUUUGGAUCUCUUGGUUAAAAGCACAGUUGGCAUUCGAUGAUUUUGAUCUAACCAGAAAAGUUUUGUUCAAAGUUUGCGCCGUCAGAGAUGCAACACAACUGAGACUAGUUGCCUUACUUCAUUGGGUGAUUAUCCUACGGCUUUAUGAAAGGAGAUAGACUCCACCGCUGCCGUAUCUGUUGAAGCUGAUCUUUUUCCUCGGCCCACAGACAGUGCUCAACAUGUGCAACGUGUAAGAACUCCUGAAAUUUUAAAUCAGCUCCUUUGACAAGCUAUAUGCUAACAAUGAGGUAUGGGUUCAAGAGAAUCAGAGGAUAUCAUUGGCUUGGGAGCUUCUCCGACUUUUGCACCUGUAACUUCAUUCAAAUGAGAAUUAACUCUCUUUAGAUGUCAUCAACGAACCUUAAAAUGGAAGUUAUGAAUCAAUAUCAGUAUCUGGGCAACUGCCCACCUACCCCUCCCCUCACCCAAAAUUAACCCUAACUUGUUAUCAAUUAACCCUAACUUGUUAUCAAUUGACUGUUGUUGAGUUAGGGGAGGGGUAGGUGGGCAGAUACUGAUAUUGAUCCGAAGUUAUCAAAUUAUCAUUGCGCUAUAAAAUUAUCACAGAGAACAAAAUAACCAACUCAAUCAUUUUUCUGUAAUAUGUACUAAUAAAAACUUUAUAUUGAGUGUUAGCACUGUAAUGGGCAGUGUCCCUCAUUUCAAAUUUUACUCCGGGGACAAAUCUUUUUUUACCAAAUAAUCGACAAUCGGGGCUUAGGUGGCACUGGAACUCCGAGUAGUUUGAUCGAGAACUUCGAAAUUUCUUCUUUUCUCAGUUGUUCUGUGCGAGGUGCUAAUUUGCAUUUAGAUAUGAAGAAAUCUUCCUAAGUACUCCUUAUCGCCUUUCCAGAUUGGAUAUUUAAUUUUCCACAAUUUAUGACCUUGUCUUUCAUUCCAAAGUAAAUAGAAUGUCAUAUGAUACUCCAGUCAUAUAUAUUUCCGUUACACGACGAGAGAACAAUUCUUGGUCACUCUUCCAAUUAACAUCACUAGGUUUGCAACCAGAUUUUAUUCUGAUAAUAUUGUUUGUUGAUCGUAUGAAUUACGAUAAUUUACCUAACGUAACGCUAGGAGAUUUUUGGUUGAGUCGACUUCCUAUCGCAGAGGUACUCUUCAAAUUUUUUAGUUCACUUAAAUUUUAAUUGGCUAAAUUCUAAAGGGCGUGGAAAGAAUUUGCGUCUAAAAGUGAUUUUAAUGAGAAUGUAUUGACGCA